This is a messenger RNA of Mytilinidion resinicola, 1474 nucleotides long. RefSeq lists its product as uncharacterized. Gene Ontology annotation, molecular function: intramolecular lyase activity. Lineage: Eukaryota; Fungi; Ascomycota; Dothideomycetes; Mytilinidiales; Mytilinidiaceae. Bases 48 to 1367 code for a protein of 439 amino acids. The transcript has a single exon. The record is from RefSeq and is a predicted model, not a curated record.
GCUUUCACCAGCAUUGAAGCUCCAUCACCAGUUACAAGACUCUCAAGAUGAAUCCCGCACCAAUAACCCGCUUGCUACCGAAGCGUCCCAUCUACCGCUGUCUCAACUUCCCCCGCACUCCCGUUCGCACGCCGCAAAGAUGCCGCUACAACAGCACUCGAGAUGCCAUUACGAAGGACUACAAUGGCAGCAACGCGGAUGCAUACAUGAAGGACCCGCUUCGCAGGGAAGAAAUCGAAAGACGUAAACUGAUUCAAGGAAGGAACCGCGCUGCGCUGGGUGCUGCCCUGUGCAUGCUUCUCCCAAUUGUGAUAAUACAAUUCUACGACCUCGACGAUCUAUCGAACAAGAAGAAAGAGUCCAAUUCCACCCCAAACUUCAGCAGUAGCAGCUCCUCCUGGUUUCCGUCUGACCGCGCCGACGCUCCCGCCUCUGCGACCCGCGAUUUCCAAGGAAAGCCUGUAGUAAUAACUGACAGCAACGAGGAGCUCGUACCCACAGGGACAUCCUAUGUACCAUUCUUCCCGCGCAGCAUUCAGCUACCCACCACCAGCGGACCCGAAGCUGCCCCCUCAUCAGAGGAAUAUACCCUCCUAGGCCUCGGCAUACGCAGAGUGUCCUUCCUUGGCGUCCAAGUCUACGUCGUGGGGCUUUAUGUCAAGAACUCCUCUCUGCCUCUCCUACAAUCUGCUCUCAUCAAGCAUAUUAACCCGGCCGCCUCAACACUUAUACCCGGUGAAAAAGACGACCUGCGGAGAGCACUGCUGGAAGGGGAGAGCUCGGAGCGAAUAUGGGACGACGUACUACAGCGCCGCGGUUUGGACGGUAUUGAAAUGGCGCUUAGGGUUGUUCCAACACGGGGAACGGACUUCAAGCAUUUGCAGGAUGGGUGGAUGAGGGGUCUUACGAAUCGCACCCAGGACACGCAGAGAAGGCAGCAGCAGCUACUUGCGAAACAGCAGCAGGAGCAGCAAAAGAAGAUCAGCCUCCCGAAGCCGGUCGACCCAUCAGAUUUUGCGGAUGAAUCGUUCGGCGAGUCUAUGAGGGCGUUUAGGUCGCUGUUCGCUGGUCGUGGCAAGGCGGCCAAGGGGUCCGUCAUUACCUUCACUCGGGAUUCAGAGGGCGUGUUUCGCGCAUUGUAUCAGCCACAACCACAGGAACAGAAUCUGAAGAAAGGGAAGAAGGACGGGCAGUUUGUGCAUCUUGGAGAGGUCAAGGACGAGCGAGUUAGUCGGCUGGUAUGGGAACUCUAUCUUGGGGGAAAAAAUGUAAGUUCUGAGGAGGCAAGGAAGAGCGUCGUUGAGGGAUGUAUAAACCUAGUUGAGAGACCGGUUGGAAGCGUAGAAGGGAUGGUAGGCAGUUUGUAGCAGGCCUAUGGUGGACUGUACUAUAUGCUGUAGUUCUAGUUGGCAAUGGGCCUGGUAUAUAAAAGCAUGUCUGUAUAUCUAUCUAUCCGAGACGUUAUUCGCAUAUC